CUACAUUUCCCAGAAGUCUGCAUAGACUGUCCCUUGCUGUCGUGUAGAUGUCAUCAGCCAAGUGCCGAAGCUGUUGGCGUGGGUUUUCUUGACAGAUUAUCAGUUUUGACCGUUUUCUGCAUAUUUCUAUAUCAAAAUGACGGAGCGGAAGGGAACAGCUAAGUUGGACUUCCUCAGAAAGAUAGAAGAGGACAUGCAGCAGAAAUGGGAGAAGGAAAGAACGUUUGAUUGUGAUGCACCCACCACUAUUGGGGAAAGCACCAACAAAAACAAAUACUUUGUCACCUUCCCCUACCCUUACAUGAAUGGAAGGCUGCAUCUUGGUCAUACUUUCUGCCUUUCGAAGUGCGAGUUUGCUGUUGGUUUCCAACGCUUGAAAGGGAAGCAAUGCCUAUUUCCAUUUGGGUUGCAUUGUACAGGAAUGCCAAUCAAAGCCUGUGCAGACAAGUUGAAGAGAGAGAUGGAGGUUUACGGCAACCCACCACAGUUUCCUGAAGAGGAGGAGGAGGAAGAAGAGGAGAAGCCCAAGUUUGCAGAUGAGUUCAUCAUCAAGGACAAAGCUAAGGGCAAAAAGAGCAAAGCAGUGGCAAAGGCUGGAGGGUCAAAAUUCCAGUGGGACAUAAUGAAGUCUCUGGGGUUGAGUGACAUGGAGAUAGUGCCGUUUGCAAACGCAGCGCACUGGCUGGAGUACUUCCCACCCAUGACCGUGAAAGAUCUGAAGAUGAUGGGUGUGAAGGUGGACUGGCGACGCUCCUUCAUCACAACCGAUGUCAACCCAUUCUACGACUCCUUCGUGAGGUGGCAGUUCAUCACCUUGAAAGAGAGGAAGAAAAUCAAGUUUGGUAAAAGGUAUACCAUCUACUCUCCAAAAGAUGGACAGCCAUGUAUGGACCAUGACAGGCAGACUGGAGAGGGAGUUGGACCACAGGAGUAUACCCUCAUCAAGAUGAAGGUUGUAGAGCCCUACCCUGCAAAACUAAGUGGCCUUAAAGGAAAGAACAUCUUCUUGGUGGCAGCUACUCUCAGACCAGAGACCAUGUUUGGCCAGACUAACUGCUGGGUCCAUCCUGACAUCAAGUACAUAGCCUUUGAGAUGGCCUGUGGAGACGUGUUCAUUAGCACGAGGAGGUCAGCUAGGAACAUGUCUUACCAAGGCUUCACCAAGGAGAACGGCAAGGUUACAGUGAUCAUGGAUGUUCUGGGAAAGGAUAUUCUUGGAUGUGCUCUUAGUGCCCCGCUGUCGUCUUACCAGACCAUCUAUGCCCUGCCCAUGCUUACCAUCAAGGAGGACAAAGGCACUGGAAUUGUCACCAGCGUACCGUCCGACGCACCUGAUGACAUCGCUGCCCUCAGGGAUAUCAAAAAGAAACAGGCCCUGAGAGAGAAAUAUGGUAUCGAAGACAAGAUGGUCCUACCUUUUGAGCCGGUGCCCAUCAUUGAGAUCCCUGGCUAUGGGAACCUGUCUGCUCCUCUGGUGUGUGACGAGUUGAAGAUCCAGAGCCAGAAUGACCGUGAGAAGCUGGCAGAGGCCAAGGAGAAGGUUUACCUCAAGGGCUUCUAUGAAGGGAUCAUGCUGGUUGAAGGCUACAAGGGCCAAAAGGUGCAGGAUGUCAAGAAACCCAUCCAGAAGAUGAUGGUGGAGAAGGGCCAAGCUUUGAUCUACAUGGAGCCAGAGAAGCAGGUGAUGUCACGCUCUUCAGACGAGUGUGUGGUGGCACUAUGUGACCAGUGGUAUCUGGAUUAUGGAGACAAAGAGUGGAAACAGCAGGCCAUGGAAUGCCUGAAGUCACUGGAGACGUUCUGUGACGAGACGAGGAAGAACUUUGAGGCCACUCUGGACUGGCUCCAGGAGCACGCCUGCUCUCGUACCUACGGACUGGGUACAAGGUUGCCAUGGGACCAGCAGUGGCUGAUCGAGUCCCUAUCUGACUCCACCAUUUACAUGGCCUACUAUACCGUGGCUCACUUCCUCCAGGGGGGAGUGCUCAACGGACAGGGACCUUCUCCUCUAGGGAUCAAGCCAGAGCAGAUGACCAGGGAGGUGUGGGACUUCAUCUUCUUCAAGAGCUCUCCCUUCCCCAAGACGGACAUCCCCAAGGAGCACCUGCAGAGGCUGAGGAGGGAGUUUGAGUACUGGUACCCCGUGGAUGCCCGUGUGUCUGGGAAGGACCUGGUGCCCAACCACCUAUCCUACUACCUGUACAACCACGUGGCCAUGUGGCCCAAUGACAGCGGAAAAUGGCCGCAGGCAGUCCGAGCCAAUGGUCACCUGUUAUUGAACUCUGAAAAGAUGUCCAAAUCCACGGGCAAUUUCCUCACUCUGAGUGAAGCCGUCGCCAAGUUCUCUGCUGACGGGAUGCGCAUGGCCCUGGCGGACGCGGGAGACACAGUGGAAGACGCUAACUUUGUGGAGGCCAUGGCCGACGCUGGCAUCCUGCGCCUCUACACCUGGGUGGAGUGGGUCAAGGAGAUGAUAGCCAAUCAGAACAACCUGAGGACCGGGCCAGCCGACACCUUCAACGACCGCGUGUUCGACAGUGACAUGAAUGCAGGCAUCAUGAAGACCGAGCAGCACUAUCAGAGGAUGAUGUACAAGGAGGCGUUGAAGAGCGGCUUCUUUGAGUUCCAGGCAGCCAAAGAUAAGUACAGGGAGCUGGCCAUCGAGGGGAUGCACCGUGACCUGGUGUUUCAGUUCAUUGAGAAGCAGACCCUGCUGCUGGCCCCCAUCUGCCCACACCUCUGUGAACACACCUGGGGUCUCAUGGGCAAGACUGGCUCUCUGAUGAAAGCAUUGUGGCCAGUGGCAGGUCCAGUAGACGAGGUGCUGAUGCGCUCUUCUCAGUACGUCAUGGAGACAGCACAUGACCUAAGAAUACGUCUCAAGGCCUACCUGGCACCCCCCAAGAGCAAGAAGGGUGACGUGAAGCCCACGGCCAAGCCCUCCCACUGCACUAUCUACGUGGCCAAGACGUACCCCUCUUGGCAGCACAGCGCCCUCUCGCUGCUGGGAAAACACUACAAGAGCAACAAGGGCGCUCUGCCUGAUAACAAGGUCAUUGCCAUGGAGCUUGGCGCCCUGCCGGAGCUCAAAAAGUACAUGAAGAGAAUGAUGCCAUUCGUGGCCAUGAUCAAGGAAAACCUGGAGAAGAAUGGCGCCAGGGUUCUGGACCUGGAACUGGAGUUUGACGAGCGAGCCGUGCUGCUGGAGAACCUAGUUUAUCUGACUAACUCUUUGGAGCUUGAUCAGAUAGAUGUGGUAUUCGCAUCAGAGGCAGAUGACAAAAUAAAGGAGGACUGUUGCCCAGGGAAACCGUUCAGUGUCUUCAGAUCCGAACCCGGUGUGGCAGUGUCCCUGCUCAACCCCCAGCCAUCCAACGGUCUCUUCACCACCACUAUUGACAUCCGGCAGGGCGACAGCAGAGACAGCAUCAUCCGGAGACUAUCCAAAGUCAACAGAUUCAUUAAAGACCUGUCCAAAGUGAAGCUGAUGCGCUUUGAGGACCCUGUCCUGGGGCCUCGCCGGGUGCCCAUCCUGGGGAGGGAGGAGCAGGGCAAGCUGCCUAUCUCUGACAAGUCGUCCUUCAGCAUCAGCCUGGCUGACAGGAAGGUCCUUAUGACAGACAAUGGCCUCAGCGUAGACAUAGGAGACACCCUGGUGUACCUGGUACAAUAGAGCACAGGUCUUGGGUCUGUUUCAAUACUUUUACAAUGCUUCCAUCCUUGAGGAAACUACUGGUCUUACAAGGGUUAAUCUAGUCUCAAAGAUAUCGGUAAUUACCUCAAGGAAGAUAGGAAGGAUGCAUGUUAAAAAACAUUUGAACAGGGCCCUGCUCUCUCUGUAGGGGUGUGGGACUGAACAGCAGGAGGCUGUAACAGAAUGACAAGACAGCAUUUUUCUGCUGUAGAUGUUACUAUGUGCUAUGACCUACACAGCUCUGUGGAGUACAGCCAGGAAGUAGUCUUGCCUUCACCGUUUCUAUUCAAGUGGUUAAAAGAAAUAGAAUGUACUCGUGUCUUCUCCUCCCAUCGUAUAUGAAAUGCAAUUAUGUUUCAGCGAUUGUGUCUGUCAUGAUGUUUUAAAGAAUGGACGAAAGAGUAAUUGUACAAGGUGACGUGAAUUUUCCUAAAAUAAAUCAAUCUUUAACGUA
Molecule: messenger RNA, 4148 nt
Organism: Oncorhynchus gorbuscha (pink salmon)
Lineage: Eukaryota; Metazoa; Chordata; Actinopteri; Salmoniformes; Salmonidae
Product: leucine--tRNA ligase, cytoplasmic-like
Exons: 32
Coding region: 137-3673 (1178 amino acids)
Biological process (GO): leucyl-tRNA aminoacylation
Molecular function (GO): leucine-tRNA ligase activity; aminoacyl-tRNA deacylase activity; ATP binding
Source: RefSeq, a predicted model, not a curated record